Molecule: messenger RNA, 1729 nt
Organism: Xylaria bambusicola
Lineage: Eukaryota; Fungi; Ascomycota; Sordariomycetes; Xylariales; Xylariaceae
Exons: 3
Coding region: 695-1486 (263 amino acids)
Molecular function (GO): oxidoreductase activity, acting on the CH-OH group of donors, NAD or NADP as acceptor
Source: RefSeq, a predicted model, not a curated record
GUUUGAAUGGGUCAUGACCCUAAACAGGCAACAACAAGGAUCAUCAGGCCAAUGAACCUACCAGAUACGUUACAGUAAUAUUAACUCGUCUGUUAACUCAUCUGUAUGUCACCCGCCAAGAUGCUGUCACAUGCUGUCUAAUGUCACGCUGCCUGCAACAGUUCCAUGUAGGUAACUGUCCGGUUCUUUCUGUUCAUUUUCCGCAUUUAACUUGGCUACCACGUGUCACGGAGGGUGGUCUCUAUAUGUACCUAGUUAUCGAGAGUAGGUAUAUCUACACAUUUACACAAUGUACUGGAAGAGGAUAUAUAUAUAUCCUCGAUGCAUUCAGAAGACACCACCCGUGCUUGCCCCCAUUUCCCCCCACUUUCUUCUCAGAUUCCCCUCAGUUUAUCUCCAACUCGUUCGCACAUUUAGGUCUUAGUUUUCCUACCGAACUCCGUGAAGGUAUGGGGGCGUACUGUAGAGCGUGCUACAGCACUAUAGUAGACACAACGAGUUGGUAGGCAGCAUAUGGCAUAUGAUGUAGUCAAGGAGCUCAAGGGCUCAUCGUAGUUUUCCUCGAUUGACUCUCAAAUUUCAUCUAGGACUCUAUUGUCAUCGCGAAGGUGCCUUCCCAUUUGGUAUUCUACUGCUGUCUGGCUACUCCGCACCUAUUCCUAGUCGUAACGACCGCCGCCCGCGGCACCGUUUCAUGAUGCCUUCGUAUCUCGAGCAGCUAUUCUCGCUUGAGGGCCACUUGGCCGUCGUCACUGGCGGUACUAGGGGUAUCGGCCAAUCCAUGGCGCUUGCCCUCGCCGGUGCCGGGUCUGACAUCAUCCUGAUCCAGCGAGACGAGAAGAAUCUCGAGACGAAACAGAAGAUCGAAGCCUUCGGAUGCAAAGCCUUCGUAUAUACCGCCGACAUGGGCUCUCAGGACCAAGUCGAAGGGCUCGUGGCGCGGAUUCGGGACGAUGGCCACGAUGUUGACAUCCUCGUUACUAGCGCCGGCAUCCAACGACGGCACCCGGCGCACGUUUUCCCCAUGAAUGACUGGAACGAUGUUCUUCAAGUCAACCUGCAGGCUGUGUGGACGCUCAACCGAGAUUUCGGCGCCUACUUCUUGACCCGUACGCCGGAUGCAACGGGCCGCCGUGGCGCCAUCAUUAACGUCGCAUCUCUCGUCUCUUUCCAGGGUGGUCUUAACGUCCCCGCAUACGCCGCUGCCAAAGGUGGAAUCGCUCAGUUGACCAAGGCGCUGUCCAACCAAUGGGCGUCCAACGGGAUCAACGUGAACGCCAUCGCGCCGGGCUACAUCGCUACCGACAUGAACGAGGCCCUGCUGCAAGACAAGGCUCGAAGUGCCAGUAUUCUUGAGCGCAUUCCUACGGGCCGAUGGGGCAGCCCACAGGACUUCGAAGGGGCCACUAUAUUUCUGGCCGGCGCGGGAUGUAGGUACGUCAGUGGUGAGAUAUUGACAGUAGACGGUGGCUGGAUGGGGAGGUAGUAAAGCAGCUCCAAUAUACAUAUUGACAACAUGUGUAUCGGGAAUACCUACGCACGGUCCUAUUCGUAGACAGAGUCGAGGAGCGAGCAAUCCUCGCUCCAUGUAAAGUGAGCCAUAGAGUAAAUGUAGUGAUAAUCUACUUGCCCCCCAACAAGGCUCACGAAGAGGGAAAGGGAGGGAGGAAGAAUUCAGGUACUCGUGAACCGCCCUUAGCUCGUAUGGUCAGAUAACUUGAAUUACCAC